Schistocerca cancellata (South American locust) is the source of this 12630-nucleotide messenger RNA. RefSeq names its product transcription factor 12 (gene da). Gene Ontology annotation, cellular component: transcription regulator complex. The coding region runs from base 7 to 1962 and encodes 651 amino acids. Lineage: Eukaryota; Metazoa; Arthropoda; Insecta; Orthoptera; Acrididae. Gene Ontology annotation, molecular function: DNA-binding transcription factor activity, RNA polymerase II-specific; protein dimerization activity; RNA polymerase II cis-regulatory region sequence-specific DNA binding. Gene Ontology annotation, biological process: regulation of transcription by RNA polymerase II. The record is from RefSeq and is a predicted model, not a curated record. The transcript is spliced from 17 exons.
AUCAAGAUGGCGACCAGCGACGACGAGCCCAUGCACCUAUACGAAGUGUUUCAAAAUUGUUUUAAUAAGAUUGCAAAUAAACAACCCGAAAAGCCCGGUUUCCAGUCUCCUUAUGGCACGAUGGACAAUGGCAUGUCCUACGGGAACAGUUACGGCGGUACGGGGAGCGAACCGUUCGGACCCGACUCGCCGUAUUUUCCCUUCAGCAAUCCACCUCGUCGCCAGCCAUCAACAGGUCCCACGGUGAAACGGCGGAAAGAGUAUGGGUCGGAUGAAUUCGGCCAUGACUCCCCACGAUACACCUCACCGAAGGCAGGAGGGCUAUAUGGUGGAGAGCCAUACUACCUUGAUGGUGCAAGUGGUGGUACUGGUGAUCCAUGGACAGGUGGUGGUCAGCUGCAGACCGGCCACUACUCUGCAUACAGUUCUCCAGCUAUCCUUUCAGGAGCACCACCGUCUACACAUUUGUCACAGUCUACCUUUCCUCCACCGCCAAUCCAUCUUGCUCAUGAUGCCAUGGCUUACGGAGCUAUGUCGCCAGGUGGCGUUACGAGCUCUCAGCAAGAUAAUUCCCUCCUCGGUACUCAAUCUGCCACAAGUCUUCCACCAAUGUCAAGUUUUCGUGGUGGUGGAGGGCAAGGUCCAGGUCCAGGUGCUGGGACAACCCCCACCACAGCGGGCACCGCUGUGGGAGUUCCUACUUCGAGCCCUGCAACUGCUGCUCUCUAUGUUAGCCCACAGCCAACUACACCAGGGGACACACUUGGCAAAGCAUUGGCAUCAAUAUAUCCCACAGACCAAAGUGUGAGCAGUUACAGUUCAAAUCCCUCAACACCUGUUAGCUCACCUCCUCCACUGACAGGUGGUAGUGGUGGUCAGGCGUGGCCUCCAAGUAAUGCUGGUCCUCACCCCAGCACUCCCACAUCACCACAUUAUGCAGCAGAUCGCACUUUACAUAUGGCUGCCCCUGAACAACAGAGGCUAGAUGCAGCAAUAGGUUUUCUUCGAGACCAUGCUGAGGGCACACGGAUGGAGGAGAGAUUAGAUGAUGCGAUUAAUGUACUUCGCAACCAUGCAGAGAGCCAAGCUUUGGGGCUGCAUGCUGUUGCAUCAUCUACAUUGCAGACACAUUCCAAUGGACUACUUAGUUCUUAUCAUCACACCCAGGCAGCUAUUGAGUCACAUCUGCCCAGUCCUCACCCAGGCACUCCAGGAUCAACAGUUGGUGCAACUCAGAGCUCGUAUCCUGGUCUUGCACCUACACCUGACACAGAUGGACCAAUUAAAAUAGAAAGGCUGUCUGGAGCAACAUCCAAAAAGCGCAAGGAACCUCCUGGAGCAAGCUCUGACACCAAACCUAGCAGCAGUGAACUGGGAAGUAGCCAGACCAGUACAGGUCCUAAUACAGCUGUGCAAGCAAACUCAACUUCUGGCCAAAAGGGAUCCAAACGUUCAAGGAGAUAUUGUUCAAGUGCGGAUGAAGAUUGUGAAGACCCAAACACAAAGGCAGUUCGUGAAAAAGAACGUCGACAGGCCAAUAAUGUUCGUGAGAGUUGUUCGAGUGCCGAUGAGGAAGAGGACCCUGAUACAAAAGCAGCUAGAGAAAAGGAGAGGAGACAAGCCAACAAUGCAAGGGAAAGGAUACGUAUCCGGGACAUAAAUGAAGCUCUUAAGGAGUUGGGACGGAUGUGCAUGACACAUCUGAAGACCGACAAACCACAGACAAAAUUGGGCAUCCUCAAUAUGGCAGUUGAAGUGAUAAUGAAUCUUGAGCAGCAAGUACGAGAACGAAAUCUGAAUCCCAAGGCUGCAUGUCUGAAAAGAAGAGAAGAAGAAAAGGCUGAGGAUGGGCCCAAGCUGUCGAGUCACCAUUUGGGUCAUCCCGGACCCCAUUUAACGCAGACGUCAUUCCCUACUAUGCCUGGCCCACCUCUACCACACAACCCAACCCAGCCGCAGUAGCAGAGGUGGAUGCUGAAGGGUUUGCACUAUGAUUUUGGUUGAAGCACAUCUCUUUCACAAGUUAUGAUAUGUGAAUUUUUUCUGAAGCUGUCAGAGUGAGAUGGUGCUCAGUCUUUGUGAAUUACGUGUGCAAACUGAAAAAGCUUCAUGUUUAGUUUAAUAAAUGUGAAGUAAUAUGUGCGCAACUAUCACAGAAAUAUACUGUAUUAACCUCCAUAUCAUUGGUUGGAAGACAGCUAAAAUCGUUUAUUGAACCUGAAAAAGAGUAGUAGUUUUUAAAAGACUUUGUGAUGGUCCUAAUUAAAGAAAAGAGAAGACUUUUGAAGACUUAAGACACUAUGAGCAGUAACCUGCAGUUGCAGAGCAGUGCUUUGCAUGCUUUAUUUUUUAAGAAAAGUGAUGGAUGACAUGCAUCUCUAUGUUUGUAUGUGUAUGUAAAGCAUACAGCCAAACAUCCUUUUGUGGAUGUAGGUACCCCGAGUGAAAGCAGUUAUAUUAAGGCCAGUAAGCAAGUCGUAGCAAGACCAGAACAUUUUCCAUCAGGCAUGUAACAUUUGUUAUGUACCAGUAAUUAUGACCAAACACAUGAGAUUUGUUUGCCUAUAUAUUUUUUUUAUUUUUUCCAUUACAUGAAUAAUUGCUGAUAUGCUAGUACUUGUUCAGUAUGAUGAACAUUCACAGUGCAACAUAGGGCCCAGACAGAUGUAGACAGCUUUGCCUUAUCGGUAAAUAUACAGUUGUAGACAUAGAGCAGAGCGUGAACAUGUGUGUGCUAAAAUUUUGUUACAUAUAAAAUACACUGAAGUAGUGAUAUUUAUGAAUUAAAUAGUUUUAUUCUUUUUGACUAAGUUAAAUAUUGUGCAUUACUUUUGCUAAAUAGUAUUAUUAUUAUUAUUAUUAUAUUACUAUUAUUAUUAUUAUUAUUAUUAUUAUUGUAUCAUCACUGUUAUCAUAGUAGAAGUGUCGACCUUUCUUUAUAUGAAUCGGAAGUUCACCAGAGUGUGUUGCUACAAAAUACAUAAUGCAACAAAUGUCUACUUCUCGGUGACAGUAUUUUCUUUUAAAAUUUUGUUCUUAAAAGAUGUGGAAUUUGUACACUUUUGUGGGUAGUGCAGAAUUUUGGUAAUGUCAGCGUGUAUAGCAGAAGAAGUAGUACAGAGAUUACUCAUCAGAGUUGUGAUCAGAAACAGCCAGUCCUCAUCACUAGUGCCAUACUGUGGAAAACUUCCUGUGGAGUUACAUUGAAAGUAUUUUUAUGUAUAACUUCUGUACAGGAUAUGUUCGUUUUAUGAUGAUAUGCAAUUUCAUUUAUGGACUUGGGAGAGUUAAUAUCCACCAUUUUUUUAAUUAUGUAAGUCAUUUAAUACUCAUAUUUUUUAUGAACUAAGAGUUUUAAAGCAGUGAUGAUGAUUACUUCUUUUUCUUCCUGUUUGUCUAUUCUUUCUUUCUUUCUUUCUUUCUUUUUUUGCGUAUCAGGACUGCUGUAUAAAUUUUGUCACUCAUCUAAUUUUUUAAAUGAUUUUGAACUGUAGUACUUGUGAUUAGAUGAAUGAAUUUUACAGCAGUGCAACCUGUUUGCUGAAUGUUUGAGCAGUGGCCAUAUUUGCAGUGGAGAAGUUCAUUAGUUGCAGAGCACAGCAGGGACAGAGACUUCAAAGUCUGUACCAAUGUUAUAAAACUGAAACAGAUCCUCACAAGCAAUGUCUGGAGCCAAAGGAACGUGGCAACUGAAGUACAUUCUUCUGUAAUGUGGGCUGUGGAUAUGCUGACCAUGUCCCUCCUAUAGUAGUGGCUAAAUUAAGUAAAUAAAUGUUGUAGUAGAGAGUAGAAAAGAGCCAGGAAGUAUGUGCCAUAUGUCCAGUGCCAGGGACAGUCUGAAUGAAAACUUAAGUUGGAUUGUGGAUGCUAUACAUGCUAGUCCAACGUAAGUGGUGACAAAGGCUGGAUGCUGGAUAAGACUUCCGAUUAUUGUUCCUAAAAUCAUGACCCUUUCAUUCAGAAUGUGUUAUGUGUUGUCUCUGCAUGUCAAGUAAAAUCUGCACAAUGAUAGAAAAUUAUUACGAUAUAUUUUUCUUAUCUUUUUGGGUUAAUUAGGCAACAAUGUAUAAAGAGAAAAUUGUAAAGUUGGACAUUUACUGUCAAAGCCAUUGGGAGUAGAUGGAAUACAGUGUAUGCUGGAGGAAUGUCAUAUGCCACAGAAUGCUUAAAAAGUUCAUAUAUAAUACAAAAAAUAGGAACUGAAUAUUAAAAAGCCACACUCCUUAAAAGGGAAUAUGAUAGUAGAGGCUACAGAUCUGCUCAGCAACAGAUCUGCUCAGAAAGGAAUCUGAACCUUGAGCUUUGGGAAGCAAAUCCUUUUCCACAGGAAAAGGAAGUAAGUUUGAGACAUUGAUUACAGUAUACAGAAGAUUCAUCCGCUCAUGGGUGAGGUACAAGGGUCGUAUAGUAACCCUAGGAAGACCAGAAAGAAUGCAGGUGAUAGCAAGAAGGUCCUCAUUGUUGUUGUUGAAAUUUGACUUGUUCUUACCUGUACAUUUUGUGUUAACUUAUUCAUGCCUUUGUCACAAUCUUACUUCUACAUCUUCAUUAUUUCAUCUGUGUACCUCAAAAGUAAAGAAGUUUCAUUUUCCAAAGCUCAAGAUUUGAUAAAGUAGAUAUCGGCAUUAGUAAGUAGAAGUUCUGUGAAGACUAUUUUUCUGUUGUAACUUAAAUAACUGAGUUGCAUAUUGGGAUGGGACCCUUGUGUUUUUUAUUCUACAUGAUCAAUCUGAUAUGUAAUUUGGUUUUGGAAACCUGCAGAUUGGUAUGAAAUCAGAUCUCCAACAAUGAAAUCAGAUCUCCAACAUGUUCCUAACAUGUUUUGCAAGUUUUUCAUUUUUUAUUUUUGUAUUUAAUUGUUCCCUCUAUAAUUAGCUUCAUAUUGGGUGAUUAUGGCUCUUUAUUAUUUGUUUGUCGUAGAAUCUCUCUUCGAUAACUCACUGGCAACAGUUGAAAUUAGAAGCAAAACAUGCAGUAUGUCAGUGAUAUUUUGUUUACUCUUUCAAUAGCUAACACCAUGGCAGCACUGACAUAUGUAGCAAACUUCAACAGGAAGGUUGCUCAAGGUCUCUGAAAAGUCUCUUUCCACUCAGCCUAAAUGAGAGGAAUUGUUUCUCAUGUUACAGUAUCAUUUUAUUUAACUGAACCCUAUCAUUCUUCUCCUUCAGGUUUCUCAUCACAACUGAAUCUGCACUCGUGCACCAUUUCUGCAGAUACAUUUGUUUAUUUUCCUAAAUUCGUAAUUCCAUCCAAGAGUUUCAAUAUCCUUUUCCUCAUUACAGUUAUCAGCUCAAGAGUCUCUCUCUCUCUCUCUCUCUCUCUCUCUCUGUGUGUGUGUGUAUGUGUGUGUGUGUGUGUGUGUUUGUGUGUGUGUUUGUUUGGCAGGUGGGCGUGCGCAUGACCUCUUGAGGACACGCAGUCCUGUGUAUAAUUGUGUAAUUAUUGUAAUUUAGUUUACUAUGACAUUUCAGGGUUUGUGUAAAACUUGCAAAGCUCUGCUUCAUUAUCAUGGGUGGAGAAAGGAAGUGGCCAACCAGUUCCAUUAGGACAUAGGUCAUUUAAGUGGCGCCUGUGGCACAAUACUUAAGCCAAUGCUUGACUCAUGGGAACAGCUGAUUGCUGAAUUAGAGAAAUAAAAGUGAGGAUGAACAGAAAAUGAGGAAGACUUUUAGUUGUUGCAUUUAGCAAUUUGUAGCUCAAACUCGAUGGUCAUGUACUCUACUUUCCUUAAAUGUAUUCAUAUGGAAGAUACACCAUGUCACUACUGCAUCACAGAAGGCUGGUUGUAUUGUAAUCUACCAGAUUCAUUGUUGCUUAGCACUUGGAAUAAUUUUGUCACAAAUCUUUAAUUGAAAGUUUUGUAAAUGAUUGUAUAGUUUUUGAGUUGUACUCCAAUUUUAAAAUGACACAUGGGAAAUGUACUUACCUGAAAUUUAAACCUCUCACUGUCUUUAUACCAUUCAUUACCAAUAAGAAAGUGAUUAAUGUACAUACAUGUUAGGGGUUCGAAAAUCCUUUGUGUUUUAUGAUGUAGAGUAUGAUUUAAAGGAAGAGGUUGGUCAAUGGAAAAAAAUCUAAAUUUAUCUUAGUGUGAUUUCAAUGUGUUAGUUGUAAACAAAGCAAGGACUGUGGGGAUAAUCAGAUUAAUUAACAAUCAUCGAAGUGUAAUACCUAUUAGUUUUGGAAUUGAGAUUACUGGUUCUAUAUAUAACAUUUCUACUAAGAUGAGGCUUGUUAAUCCAGGAGCUUCAACACUUACAUAAGUUGUACUUUCUCCCUUUCUUGUUUGGGGGAACAUUGGCAUUGUAAACAGUUCUCCAAUUUCCUGUAUGGAUAUCUUUCAAGGCCUGUUACUUAUUUACUGGCUCUUGUGCCAUUUUUAGAUUUCCCGGUGAGUAAUUUUUCUUUAUUUGAGUAGGCAUUUAACUUUUUUAAAUGUAAUUUUAUAUUCUCUGUUCGGGUUGUGACUGGUACUUUAAAGGGAAGCAGUGACAGCAAAUCAGAAAUUUGUACAUUUCUGACAUAAAGUGGUUUACUUGAUUUGACAGCAAGCUAGUAGUAAUUUAUUGUAAAGUGUGUUGCUUGCUGUAAUAUUCAUGCAGUGACAUUACAUAUGUCUUUGAGAGUAAAGCCUGAAAUACAGCAUCAACACAUGGGAGUAAAAUAUAUGGUUUAUGUGUUUUUCCUCAUUUAAAACAAAAAUUGUGAAAGCUCUACUGGAAUAUUCAUUGUUUGUAAUUGUGCAGUAAAUGGAUUGCUAUUUGAAAAUAUCUUAAUGGCAGUUCUGACAGUGUUAUUAUCACCAUCAGAAUUUAGAUAUGUCUUCCUAUAAGGAUAGCUGUGCAUAUUUUUUGCUUUUCUGGAUUUGAGAUCCAUUACACAAGAGAUACACUUCAAAAUAUGAUAAAUUGUUACUUUCGAGAUAACAUGAAAUACCAUUACUUAACCUUAUGAUUGUUCUGAAUACAGAUUUGUAAGAAUGAAGUAAAUAUUUCUUAAAACAUGUUUUUAUAAAUUAAAUUUCUUUCAAACCCCAAUGUGCAUCUCAGUUUGUGACAUGAAACUUGAAAUCCUGUGACCAUUUUUAGCUCCUGGCAGCUGCAAUGUUUGCGUUGUCAACAUUUCAUACACCGAUUAACAAGAUAACCCGUAUGAAAAUACCUCUUAUAAGAGUAUUAUUUCAACAGAAAAAUGACAUGGGCUCCAUGGCUUGUGUAGCAUGUUAACACGUAUUUUGAGCAAUAGUUUGCAACUUUCACAGAAUUGAUGGACGUUCAAUUUGUGCAAGAUACUAGCAUAUUUUAUUUGUAGUUUCUUGUCAGUGAUGUCUGACUACACAGUUCAUUACAAGAGAUGCUCCUUGUUUGUAUGGUGUUGCCUCAGACAGUUUGGCAUGGCUGGUUAUUUGUUUUUCUGUUCCUCAGUGGUGCUUAUGCUCUAAAUUAUCCAUUCCACAUCAUUAUAGCAUUCCAGAAUACAUACUGGUACAUUACAGUGUUGUUCAAUGUACCUUUUAGAGAGGCUAAGACAGAUCUCCAUAAUUAUAUGUAUGAGCAGAAAGUGUUCAAAUAUUAAUUCAUAUUAUCUUCAGUUUUAUAGAAAAACGUGGAAGAAUCCAGCACAAAAAGUUAGAAAUGAAAGAUAGGGGGAGCUCCAGUUUCACAAUUGGAUGCACUGUUGUUGAAUAGUUAGCAAUUUUGUAAUGGUACAAUUGUACAUGUGAAGUGUGAUCAGAUACUAUCAUUAAAUUAGCAAGAUAUGUCAGUAUUUACUGCUGCAAAUAAUCAUACAGCAUAAUUCAAUAAAAACAUUGCUCCAUGCACAGCCCAUGAAAGGAAUACUGUACAGCACAGUUAGAAAAAAAGAGAUCUGUUGUUUAUUUUAGUGCAUUACUUUCUAAAACCAGAUAAACCUCUUCAUAUUCCAUAUGAUAACAUACAAACAUUCUAAAAUCUUGUAAAGUUACAACAAAAAUUAUAAUAUUUGUAAAUGUUUUUGAGAGGUUGUUCUGCCCAGUCCUUAACCUUGAUUACUGCAUAAAGAAAAAUGAAUAAAACAGAAAAUAAAUAUUUAAUUUUUUUAUGUUUUUAAUGCCAAUUCUUCAUUUUACUAAUCUGUGAAGAUUGUUGAAUAUUACUUGGAGCUCUCUGAAGUUUUAAGAAAGCUGUUAUGAUGAAAAUUUUCAAUGUUUUGAAAGCAAAUGAACAAACUGUACAGUAUUCACAUUUCUGGAACAUAUUGGAUCUUUUCAUACAGCAGCCUGAAAUUAUCUGAAAAAAAAAGGUUUCUGUGCUUGAGAAAGAAUUAAACCCACAUUCUCUUGUAAAUAUAACUACUUCCUUUUCUCUCUCUGUCGAGUAGUGUGUACAGAAGCCCACAUGUGACUUAAAAAACUCUUUAAUAUACUAUGCAAAUUAUGCUGAACUCACUUUUUAAUCAUCAAAUAAAUUGGCACAACAUAUUUUGGUAGCAUACUUCUAUCCUUGAUUGUCUACAUACAUUUUUAGUUUAAGAAACAUGUUCUAGCUGCAAUUAUUACAUAAAUGUCAAACACCAAAAACUUAAUAUUUCAGAAAAAUCUAUGCCAUAACAAAUUAUUUGAACAGAAGAAGAGGGUACUCUGCUGCCAAAACAUGCCAUGCCGAUUGCUGUGCAAAUAAAAAGUAAUUGAUGUAGAAAGACUGCUGUUUCAGAGAAUUAUGACAUUGCUUAAUGCUGCAUGAUUAUUUGCCAAUACUGGGAAAGGUAGCCUGUCAUCAAAGAAGUUUGAUCAUUUCAUCCAGUAAUUUGAUACAAAUUUGAUACAAUAUUGAAGAAUCUGGUUAGUGCCCAGCCAUUUCCUGUUUGAAUUUUCAAUUUUCAUUCUUCUUCUGCUAUUUUAAUUCUGUUGUAAAUUAAUAAAUAUAAUCUACCAAGUCAAUUAUAACUUGUGCAGACUUUUUUCUUAAAACAUUGUGAGACUGAAAUAAUUUUCAUGUGUUUGAAAAUAACUUUAAAUUCAUGUAAAUUUUACUGUUAGUGGAGUUCGUGAAACUGUUUACUGAUUAUGGAAAUUAAAGAGUCUUAACUUGGAGAUGUUUGCUAACUGAGAAAGUAUAUUUACUUUUUGUGGAACAAAGAAAUAAAAAUAUCCAGUACUGUUAUACAAUGAAGUGUUAAGAGUAUUACUGACAAACUGAUAUGAGAGACAGCACAUGACAUAAUUUGUUGUAGGUACUUUCAUUGCAUCUUUGUAGAAAAAUAUUAGAGCAAAUUAGAGAGAGAACUUUUUCUAUCACUAUAUUGCAGUUGUGUUAACAGCUGCAUGUAGUUCAGAAAUUUGAAUCCACUGGCUGCAUAACAGAAAUAAGUAUAUGAUGGUGUGCAUGCACUGCUGAAUAUUCCUCUUCCCCCCAUCCCCAUAUUUUAAUAUUCCAAACAUUAUUCUUUCUCUUAUAAAGGUAUUAAAACAAACUUGAUCCUUUUUUAAUUUUAUUUAUUCAGAAGGUGAUUUUCACUAUCAGAAGCUCAGAUAAUAAACAGCUAUUCUGAAGUUUGUAUUAGUUCAGCUUCUGACAAUGUCUCUCUGACAUUCAUUUGGCGACUACAAAAUUAAGUCAUCCAUUGCAGUUUGAUGUGUCCUCAUGAGUCAUACAUUUGUGAAAAUAUAUUCCGAGGAGUAGUGUAAGAUCAUUACAUGACUAAGUAUCAGCACAAGGUGAAUUUGUGCAUUUAUAUGUAGGUUAUUUUCCAGUUUUAUUUUUAUGUGUGUAAUUUUUGUAAUGUAAGCUAGAACAAGUUUAGUUGUUGUUUACAGACUUUUGUUGGUACCAGGGGCAAUGAGUUUGACACUGCCGAUUGUUUAAUGUAUGUUUCAAAAAUACCGUGUAUUGUAUUCCAGAUGAAAUCUGCGGUGUAUCCUGAAAGGAUUUUACUGCAGUGAAAUCUCAGUGAUUGGUUGAUUUAUCUGUAAUUUCUUUCACUAUAUUGGAAUGUGGAAUUCAGAAAAUUGAUUACAAAGAUAAACCAUAUCCAUUUUAUUUGCAUUUAGAGACUUGUGAACAUUUUCAGAUAGAAGAAAUGUGUGGGUGGUUUUUUUUUAAUGCAGAUAUGUUACAGUGCUUAUCUGCUUAUGUUCCAUCUUCUUAUGUAAAAAACAAGUUUGGACUGUAUAUUUUAAAGUAUUUUAUUUUCUCUCUGACAAAAAUUUUUGCUGUACCUCAGUUUUGGUCAUACUGAAUGAAACAUCACAGGGCCAAAAUAAUUCUCAUAAUCAGCACACACUGUAUAAAUGCAACUUUACUGCAGAAACUAAGGGACUGACAAAAUAAUUAAGUAAAUUAUUCAUUUUGCACAUGUGUGUGUGUUUUUUUUUUCUAAUCUGCAUAAAAUAGCACCCAGUCCAGUACUGUCAUAAGAACACCAAUGCAGUUUAGUAAUCCAGAUUUUUGUUUAAAAAAGCUACAUUUUUGCGUCACUAUUCUAUGUAAUAGAAUACCAAAUUUAUGUUACUGUAUUUUUAAGUGCAUUCAAAAUGUGCUGCUGUAUAUUUGCUGUUGUUAUUUAGGGCAUAUUUAUGUAACAUAGCUGUAACUGCUGUAAUUGGUGCAUUUUAUAACACUAUUGGUAUUCUAGGAAAGUUACAAUAUUGUAAUUAUUCCAUCUAGACUACAAAUUUUUAAAUAUUUUAUAUGACAAUAUUUUAAGCCAGUCCCUGAAUGUGAUAGCUUUAUGAGAUUUCACUGUAUUGUAAACAUUAAGUACUUCACUCCAGCAAAUGGAAAUGGUAUGUAAUAUUAUUCCAUGACAAUUUAUAAGGUAUUUAUUUUGUUAUUGUUACAGUGUAACCGUCUUUUAUAUAUUCCUCCAGAAAAAUGUAAUCUCAGAAGUAAAAUUAUAUUGUUAAAUUACAUUUUUCAGUGUAUCAUUAAUGUAAAGAGCAUAUAAUUUUUGUAACUUAAAUUUUAUCAAAAUAUUUUAUUUAGAUAAUUGCUGGUACAAAAUAUGAUGGAGUUCAAGUUAAAUAUAUUAAUGGAUUUUGUGACAUAGCGAUGAAAAGUAAGUGAGGUCAUGUAUCUAAGACCAUGUUGACAUAAAAUUAUGUUUCGCUUAACUACUAAACAAAUUUGGUAAAUUUACUAACAGAUGGGAGUUCAUGCAUGAAGCUCAACCAGAUAUUUUCAGUGUAUACAAAGUUUUGUAGUCAACAAAAAAGAUUGGUAAAAUAUACAAAAUACAUUAAUGUAGAUAAAGGAAAAAGGCAUUUAAUUUAUACUUAAAGAGGAAGUGGAUGUUAAUACAUUCAUGCUGUGUUUAAAAAGUUUGCGGAUGUGAAAAUAAAAGUACCUGUUUUAAUACCUUUACUCAUAAAGUUGUUUUCAAAGGCAAUAUAUACUGAUAAUUCUUAGCACAUGAAAUCAGCACACUUUACUUCAACCAAGAAAAUCUAAACAAUUUAGGUAUUUUAUAUUUGCCCAAAUGGAUCUCAAAGGUGCUGAAAACUGAUUGCGAACUCACUCAUUUUGUGUGUGAAUGAAUCUCUUGAAGCCUUUCAUAAUGUAAAAAUUCAGUAAAACUUCUUUUCUCAAAAAUAAUUCUUUGAUUAAGUCAUUGCAAAGCAUACAUGAAAAACUGAUUAAUUUAUGUAGUUUAGAUUUUUUGAUGAAUUAGUACGAUAUUGCAAUGAUUACUUCAACUAUGCCAAAACUCUUCAGGAUAAUAUUACCUCCAAAGUAUCACUAAGUAUUUAUUACAAAAACAUCUCAGAAACUGUGUGGUGGUUUGAUCGUAUUUUAGUUCAAAAUUUAUUUUGUUGAUUUCUAAAACAGGUCCAGUGAAAUCACCUUGAGCUUCCCAUUGCAAAGGAUAAAUCAUUUGCAGCAAGCUUAACUAUCAGUUUUAUUUCUGUAACUUUGACAGUUUCUGAAAACUGUCACAUAGAAUAUACACCACUCUACUUAAAGUUUUAGUAUUCUUCCAUUCUACUCUUUUUAAAGGAUUCAGUUUAGUGAGGUUUGGAGACAAAUCCAGCACUUGGUUCACCACAUGGUAUUUUACCAGAUAUCCAAUCUGUUUGUGCUGGUACAGUCACAUGUACCUACUGCAGUAAUACUGGCCAUAUAUUCAUAAAAAGUGAUACAAUUGUUUUCACAUUUAAGUUUAUUGAAAGCAUCGGCAUAUUUGAAUAUACUGAUUUAGUUCUUUCUGGAACUCAAAAAGGGAAGUGUGUGCUAAAAUGUAGACAUUUCAUCAUUAUUUAUGUAAUUCUGUAGUAUUCAGGACAGUUCAGUGUAGUCUCAAGCAGCCACAUUGCAAACUUGAAGGAUGUUUAAGACCGACAUAUGUCACGUACAUUACAUUUCUUACAUAUUUGCAAAGUAUAAGAUUUCAGUUGCUUAGAUGACCUUUUUAUUUCAGCUGGUCCCUCACAACAAACUUUUACUAAAAAAUAACAGCAUAUGUGUCCAAAAAAUGUAUGCACAAGAUCUCCAUGUAGCACAGGACUGCGUAGGAAAUGAUUCUACAUUGGAAUAACAAUUUUAUUGGUGUGUGCUUAUAUGUGUACAUUCCACAGAACUCAUUCAUGUGAAAAGGAUUAUUUUGAAAACAUAAUAUGUAAAUCUAUUUGAAAUAAAAUUGAGAAAAGUUUAA